AUGGGCGAGGAUAAGCCGGCGCAGGCGGCCGCGCACGUGGAGCGGGUGCUCUCGCCGGCCGACGACGGGCUGAAGGAGGGCAUCGACGCGGCGAGGGUCGACGAGGAAAUCCAGGCGUAUGCGGCGCGGGGCCGGGUCGAUGUCGACGAGGCCACCAGCCGGCGGCUGCGACGCAUGAUCGACCGCCGCGUGCUGGUGGUGAUGAUCUGCACGUAUUUCCUGCAGGCGCUGGACAAGGGCACCAUGUCGUUUGCCUCGAUCAUGGGCAUCCGCAAGGAUACGGGGCUGCAGGGCCAGGAGUACUCCUGGCUGACCACCUGUAUCUACAUCGCCGUCCUGAUCGUCGAGUACCCCACCAACUGGAUCAUCCAGCGCGUCCGCAUUGCCAAAUACCUGGGGAUCAACAUCAUUCUGUGGGGGACUAUCCUGGCGCUGCACGCCGCGUGCAAGAACUUCGCUGGGCUGGUGGCCGUGCGGACGUUGCUGGGUAUCUUUGAGGCAGCGUGUCAGCCUUCGUUUGUGCUGUUGUCGGGGAUGUGGUAUAAGCGUGAGGAGCAGGCUUCUACUGUGACCUAUUGGUACAUGAUGAACGGCGGCCAACAAAUCGUCGGCGGGUUACUGGCCUACUGCUUCAGCCUAAUCGGCAAACACGGUCCCACGGCCCUGAAAUCAUGGCAAGCACUCUUCCUCACGUACGGCUGCAUCUCAGUGCUCUGGGGCUUCUUCGUGCUGUGGUGGAUGCCCGACAGCCCGAUGAAAGCGAAAUGCUUCAACGAAGAAGACAAGCACCUGAUGGUGGAGCGCGUGCGCGCCAACCAGACCGGGCUGCAGAACAAGACCUUCCGGGCCUACCAGAUGUGGGAGGCCUUCCGCGACCCGCAGAUGUACUGCUACUGCGCCAUCCAGAUCUUCACCACCUUACCGACGAGUGGGCUGGGCGCCUUCGCCAACAUCAUCAUCACGGGGUUUGAUUUCACCGAGCUGCAGACCCAGCUGUUGGCCAUGGUGUUGGGGUUCUAUAUUAUUUUUGUGUUGCUUACCUCGGCGUUUUUGGUGAAGCGGUUUGGCCAGAAUAUUUUGGUGAUGUUGGGGUUCAUUAUUCCAUCCUUCAUCGGCACCAUCGUCCUCAUGACCGUCGAAAAGAAAGGCCUCGACACCAAAAUUGGCCUUCUCAUCAGCUACUACAUCACGCUAUCUUUCUGGUCAGCCCAGAACCUGUGUCUGUCCAUGGUCUCGCGCAAUAUCGCCGGCGCUACCAAGAAGUCGACUGUCGUCGCUGCCACCUUCGUCUCGUGGGCUAUUGGUAAUGCCAUUGGCCCCCAGGUCUUCCUCGACCGCGACGCCCCCCGCUACUUCAUCGCCUUCGGCGUCCACCUCGGCUGCUACUCCGCCAUGACCCUCGCUGUUCUCUUCCUGCGCUUCUACCUCAUCUCCCAAAAUAAGAAGAAGGAGCGUCUCCUGCGCGAGGCUGGGCUGAGUCUCGAUGGGCCGGCCGAGGACGGUACUGAUGACCAUUUGGCGCAUGCGUUUGAGGAUCGUACCGAUCGCGAGAAUUUGCAUUUCCGCUAUAUUUAUUAG
Messenger RNA from Aspergillus homomorphus CBS 101889, 1578 nucleotides. RefSeq names its product putative 2-ketogluconate transporter. NCBI's taxonomy places the organism in Eukaryota, Fungi, Ascomycota, Eurotiomycetes, Eurotiales, Aspergillaceae. The coding region runs from base 1 to 1578 and encodes 525 amino acids. Gene Ontology annotation, cellular component: membrane. Gene Ontology annotation, molecular function: transmembrane transporter activity. Gene Ontology annotation, biological process: transmembrane transport. The transcript is spliced from 5 exons. The record is from RefSeq and is a predicted model, not a curated record.